UGGGACUUUCAUGAACUGUAGUUUUCCUACUUUUCACAGGAACUAUUGCGCUUACGUGGUCCAGAAGAACAUCUCAUGUACGAUGCAAGAUGGAACAGCCACGUAUGUCAAAGCGGAAUAUAACAAGUGUUCAUGGGGACAGAAGUGCCCUGCUGUCAUCUACAGGACCUUCUACAAGCCCAAGUACAAAGUGGGCUACAAAACGAUCACUGAGCUCGAGUGGCGAUGCUGCCCUGGACAUUCGGGAGAAGGAUGCAUCGAGGGGCCCACUUCGCUCCCAGACAUGAUGAUGCCCCCGUUCAAAGGUUCCCUGCCACGGCCGCCUUUCAAAGGCUACCCCCACGGCCAUCCCAGAGUGCACCCAGACCAGACGUUGCUGCCCAGUGGCCACUUAGAGCCUGGGAAGCCCUUUCCUGCCGGCCCGCCGGACCACAAGUCCAUCCCCGCUGGCUACCUGCCUACUGGAAAUAUGAAAUCCAGUUAUGCCCACAAGUUGGUCGGUGUGACCGGUGAGCGUUUGGACCGCAUGGAGGAGGACCUGCGGAGUCUGUCUCAGCGCCUGGACACACUCAGUGGUCUGGUGUCUGGCUUGGAGGAGCGGCUGCGCCAGUCCCUGCGUGAGGACACCAACAGGAUGCUGGGAACGCUGCUGAACACUGCGCCCCGGCUGACCGACUCCUCCGUGGGAUUUGGCGUCAUCCCCGACGGCACGCCUGAUGGUCUCGAAGGCGGGGAGGGCUUCCCAAGCUUCGGCGACCUGGUCGGGAGGGUAACGGAGGUCAAGAAUGAGCUCCGAGGGAAGAGCGACAUGCUGGAUGAGAUACAAGGCAUGGUGUUGAGCCAUGACGGCCAGCUCAAGCAGCUGAUGGAGGACCUGGGCGGACACCCGGUACCCGGGGGCUCCCGGAAUGUCCUGGAGGAGCUGCUGGACACCCGACUGGCUGGCGUGCGAGCCGAGAUCCUGGAAGGCUUUGAGAAGCGGAUGACGGGCGUGGAGAAGCACUGCGAGGAGCGCAUGGGGCAGGUGCAGCAGCACUGCCACCGGGAGCAGUUAAGCGGUCAGGAGCAGAUGCAACAGUCCCUGGAUGGCAGAGAGACGGGCAUCAGGAAGGAGCUGGGAAACCUGCAGGCCCAGAUCCAGGGCCUGACGUUGACUGAGAGCUGCUGCGGUGAGGUUAUGGGCCUCACGCAGAGGGUGCUCCAUCUAGAGGAGUCUGUGAAGAGCCUGACAGAGUCCCAGAGGCAGUUCCAGACAGCGCUCAGCGAGCAGAGUGUCCACGUGGAGAACGUGCUGGAAGGCCGGAUGGACGACUUCGAGGGCAGGGUAAACGCCUCGGAGAGGGGCGCGUGUUCCUGCAAGGUCCUGCUGGACGAGAAGCUGAAAGUGCUGGAGGACCGGCUAUUUGUGGCUGUGGAGGAGCUGAGUAACGCCACGGCGCCGACCGUGCUGGAGGGGCAGGUGGUGCCGGCGCUGGAGACGGAAAUCGAGACGGUGCGGAGGAGGGUGGAGACGGGCCUGGACGGGGUCCAGAAGCAGCUGACCGAUCUGGAGCUCCUGUGCACCUCGUCCUGCUCCCCGAGCCCCGGAGAGGAGGUGGGCGAGAUCCACGCCGAGGUGGAGGAGUGCAAGGACCUGGAGAAGAAGGUGUGGGGGAGGCUAGACGCCCACUCGGAGCAGCUGGACGUGAUCAACAGCACCCUCCGGGGGCUUCUGACCCGGCUGGAGCAGGACGAGGCGGACGGCUCGGUCCAGGGCGAGAUCACGUUGCUGAAGAUCAACGUCAACUCCGUGAACCGCACGCUGAAGGGUCUCCGCGACUCGGUCAACCUGUUCGUACGGGAGGUGGCGCACGCCAACUCCUCCUGGCAGCGGCGCGAGGGCCGACUGGCCGGCCAGGUGCAGGGCAUCACGCAGCUGGUGGGGAGGCAGGCGGCCCAGCUGGGGGUCAGCGAGCGCCGCCUCAUCCAGCUCAAGGGGGAGCUGCAGAGCCUGGGCCGCCGGCUCGCCGGGGAGCUGCAGGGCUGCCGUAGCGCGGCGCUGGGCGUCCGGAAGGAAGUGGAGGAGGUGGACAGCCGGGUGACGCAGGUGGAGGGCCAGUGCGGCACCCUCGGGGAGCUGGCCGACGACCUGGAGAGGAUCCGCGGGGAGCUGGAGAGGUACUCGGACAGCUACCUCUCGCGGCUGAACGGGACCCUGUCGAGCCACACGCGCCAGCUGGCUGAGCUGAGAGACGGCCUUCAGGAGUGCUUGAGCAAGUCAGACCGCCGGGGAGACCAGUAGCUCUUGCCGCAGAGACACGCGAACACUUUCGGCCAUGUAGAUUACCGUGAUUUUGUUGACGUGUCACUGUAAAGGGGCAUUUCCUUCCAUCGGUUUAUUUGUUCCCAUGUUUUCUAUUGAGUUUAACUGACUUUUUUAACUUAUAUGAAGGAAAGGUGACUGCAUUGUUAAGUGUUAGAGGCGUCUGUAAAAUAAUAAAGCAAAGCAAAUGAUUUCAGACACUAAUAAGCUGCUACGGGUUUCUACUGGCGAGUCGAUUCUACUUUUUUGUAUGAUUUCUUUUCUUUCCGGGAUACUGUAUGCCAACAUCAGAGGUGCUAAUCUAUUGUAUACAUUUUUUUUUUUUACUGUCAAAAAAUGUUGGUUAAAAUGUAAAGUGUUUUCCUUCUUACUUGUUUGACUUCUUUAAACGGUAGCUGACUUCACUAAAAUAUCAGAAGGUAGCACAGUGUUUUAGGUGUGAUAGAACAAUUCAGAUUAAUAGUGUUCAAGUUCCAUAU
Messenger RNA from Scleropages formosus (Asian bonytongue), 2781 nucleotides. RefSeq names its product elastin microfibril interfacer 3b (gene emilin3b). The transcript is spliced from 3 exons. Bases 11 to 2281 code for a protein of 756 amino acids. Gene Ontology annotation, molecular function: protein binding. Gene Ontology annotation, cellular component: extracellular matrix. NCBI's taxonomy places the organism in Eukaryota, Metazoa, Chordata, Actinopteri, Osteoglossiformes, Osteoglossidae. The record is from RefSeq and is a predicted model, not a curated record.